AGCCGGGAUGGCAGCUCAGCGGCUGGGCAAGCGGCUGCUAAGCAAGCUCCAGGCUCCAUCGCGGGCUCGCGGGCCGGGGGGCAGCCCCGGGGGGCUGCAGAAACGGCACGCUCGGGUCACCGUCAAGUACGACCGGCGGGAGCUGCAGCGGCGGCUGGACGUGGAGAAGUGGAUCGACGGGCGCUUGGAGGAGCUGUACCUCGGCAGGGAAGCAGACAUGCCUGACGAGGUCAACAUUGAUGAAUUGUUGGAAUUAGAGACGGAAGAGGAGAGAAGCCGGAAAAUCCAGGGACUCCUGAAGUCCUGCAGGAACCCCACAGAGGACUUCGUCCGGGAGCUGCUGGGGAAGCUGCGUGGCCUCCACAAGCAGCCUGGCCUCCGCCGGCCCAGCCCCUCGGACGACUCGGACGGCGGCAGCCUGAGCCCCCGCCAGGACCGGGCCCGGACCGCGCCCCCCUGA
Molecule: messenger RNA, 460 nt
Organism: Trichechus manatus latirostris (Florida manatee)
Lineage: Eukaryota; Metazoa; Chordata; Mammalia; Sirenia; Trichechidae
Gene: PPP1R14A
Product: protein phosphatase 1 regulatory inhibitor subunit 14A
Exons: 4
Coding region: 8-460 (150 amino acids)
Biological process (GO): regulation of phosphorylation
Cellular component (GO): cytoplasm
Molecular function (GO): protein serine/threonine phosphatase inhibitor activity
Source: RefSeq, a predicted model, not a curated record